Molecule: messenger RNA, 497 nt
Organism: Staurois parvus
Lineage: Eukaryota; Metazoa; Chordata; Amphibia; Anura; Ranidae
Source: the annotation of a GenBank genome assembly
AUGGCACCUCAUGGCAAAGAACUCUCUGAGGAUCUGAAAAAAAGAAUUGUUUCUCUACAUAAAGAUGGCCUAGGCUAUAAGAAGUUUUCCAAGACCCUGAAACUGAGCUGCAGCAUGGUGGCCAAGACCAUACAGAGGUUUAACAGGCCAGGUUCCACUCAGAACAGGCCUCACCAUGGUCAACCAAAGGAGUUAAGUGCACAUGCUCAGCGUCAUAUCCAGAGAAUGUCUUUGGGAAAUAGACGUAUGAGUGCUGCCAGCAUUGCUGCAGAGAGUUGAAGGGGUGGAGGGUCAGCCUGUCAGUGCUCAGACCAUACGCCGCACACUGCAUCAAAUUGGUCUGCAUGGCUGUCAUCCCUGAAGGAAGCCUCUUCUAAAGAUGAUGCAAAAGAAAGCCCGCAAACAGUUUGCUGAAGACAAGCAGACUAAGAACAUGGAUUACUGGAACCAUACAGUCAAGCAUGCUGGUGGGAGUGUCAUGGUCUGGGGCUGCAUGA